AGAAUUUACAAGGACACUCCAAAAAAGUUCACAAGCCAAGAACAAAUUACUUGUCAUCUGACUAUCGACAUUCCCAUCGAAUCAUCAGCGAGUGGAACUCAUUACCUCAGCACGUGAUUGAGGCUCCAUCUGUCGACUCUUUUAUAAGAAAGUUGGAUCAACUGAGAAACCACCACUGCCAGGACUAACACAGGCCAUCAGGCCUCCUGUCCUUCCCAAACUGAAACUGAAACUGAAACUAGAGUUAUGAGUCAUGCUGAAAGAGGCAUAGCGAAGUAAAAUGAUAGUAUUUUAUAGGCUGAAUUUAAGCACAGAAAUAUUUUAUGCUGGAAAGUUGUGUAUUGAUCAGUAUAAUAUUUCAGAAAACGUAGUCCUUACGAAGGUUUACAGAUUUCGAUGUUGAAUAUUGGUCAUUGUUUUCUCCUGUUUAUUAUUAUGAAUCCAUCCAAUCAGACUAGUCCACACAGAUUACUGACCGCGUUCUUGGGAUGUGUUACGAAGUUCGGACGCCCUUCUAUUAUUUUUUUACGAUAACAUGUUUUUACGCUAUAGUAACCCUAUCAGUUAAUGGUAGUGUGGAAGAUAUACUGGAGAAAGGGACUAGACUUUUAGCAUCCGGUAAAUUUGAGGAAGCUCUGUUAUUGUACAGUGAUGCCAUCGGAAAAAGUCCUGAUAGUUAUAUGGCCCACUACAAAAGGGGCACAGCAUACAUCGCACUAUCUAAUUGUAGGAUGUCUCUUUUGGAUUUUAAUAGAGCUUUGGAGCUAAAUCCAGAUUUCAUUCCUGCAAGAAAACAUCGGGCGUAUGUGAAGCUAAGAAUGGGGAAGCUGACAGAAGCCAUAGAAGAUUAUGAGAGUGUGCUAAAUCAUGAUACUGGCGCAAGCGCCAAAAUAUCUGAAAUACAUAAACUGCAAAAUCAGUGGGAAGAUGCUCGUAAAUUGUUCGGGAACAGUGAAUACAGAGAAGCUCUUACGUUAUUGGACAAAUUAGUGGAAUCAGUCGACUAUGCUGAGGAGCUACGUGAAUUGAGAGCAAGGUGUUACUUAAGCUUAGGAGACGUGCAAAAGGGUUUGCAAGAAAUGAGAUUUGGCGUUCAUCUGACCAAUGAUAACCGCGAGGGAUUACUGAGAAUUAGUCAAAUAAUGUAUGACGCCGGGUUUGCAGUGCAGGCUGUCAAUGAGCUUCGAGAAUGUCUCAGGCUUGAUCAGGAUGAUAAAGCCUGUUUGAGCCUCUACAAAAAAGUAAAUAAGGUUGCCAAGGCUAUAACAGCCACGCAAGAGGCUUUGGAAGCCGAAAGGUACUCUGAUUGCAUCAAGAAAGCAUCAGAGAUAGUCAAGUUCGAGUCUUCAAAUACAGAAUAUGCUAAUCAAGCAAACAUUAGCCUCUGUCACUGUCAUGCAAAAGCUAAAAGUGCUGAUGGAGUCUCGUAUUGUGAAUCUGUUGUUCAACAUUAUCCUGAAAGUACUGAAUUCCAACUUUAUCAAGCUGAAGCUUAUAUAAAUGCUGACCGUUUUCAGGAUGCCAUUUCAACAUACCAAAAAAUUUUAGAACAUGAAUCGAAUAAUCAGAAAGCGAAGGAGGGCAUGAAGAAGGCUCAAAAGCUUCUAAAAACAAGCAACCGUCGUGAUUACUAUAAAAUACUUGGGGUGCCCAAAUCAGCUUCUAAAAAGGAUAUUUUGAAGGCCUAUCGAAAAAUGGCUGCUGAAUAUCAUCCGGACAAAUUUCAGGGCGAAGAAAAAGUGCAAGCCGAGAAAAAGUUCGUUUUAAUUUCUGCAGCCAAGGAGGUCCUUACAGAUGAUGGUGAGUUUACCUAAAUAAAGCUCCGAAAAUUGCAACUUCUCAAAAAUAAUGUAUUAUUUAUGAUUAGGAAGGCAUCAGUUAAUAUCUACGGUCCUUAAGAGCUUCACUCAAUUAAAAUUUCUAGAUAUAAUCUAAAGUUCUUUAAUAAUUCAAACUUCACAACAGCAUCUCGUUUCCGGCUGGUAAGGAUCAUAAUAUCUCUAGCGCACUUUGAUUUUAUUAUGGAGGACUUUGUCAUGUGUUAAAGUCCGGAAUGGCGACUUAUUUCUUCAUAUCAUUAUUAUUAACACAAGUAUUUUUCAAAUUAUUGUGUUCUCCAGCACCUAUAACUAUUCAAGGUAAUUAGCAAUUGAAUUAUUUUCUAUUCCUAUUUUUGAGUAUAAAGACGAAGUAUUAUGCUUCUGUAUGAAUGUAUCCUGAGUUGAAAUCAUUUGUUUUCUUGAAUAAUUUUCUAAUGUCAAACAUUUCAUAUCGUAAAAAUGGACUAGGCAUGUAACUAAGUAACCAAUUUGUACUUUUGUCGUCAGGUUUUGCUGACCUAUGAUCUUCCGUAGUAUGUGUAUGUAUGCUAGUUUUAAAUCACUGAGUUAGUAACUUAACCAAGACUCCGUCUUUGGAUGUCGUAUCGUUUGCAAGACAUUUCCAUCUUCGAAAUAGUAAUUAGGAAUACUUUUAUUGUAUAUUAAGCAUUGGGUUUUCUUUAAUACAAGCGAAUGAAUUAUUUCAUGUUUUGUUUAUUAUUAUUAAAUUUAUCCAGAAAAACGUACACAAUUUGAAAAUGGAAUCGAUCCGCUGGAUCCUGAACAGCAAGCUCAAAACCCGUUUGGUGGUCAUCCUUUCAAUGGUUUUCCAUUCUCCCACAUGCAUCCCUUUGAAGGUGCUCACUUCGAGUUUCAUUUUGGAUAACUUAACAUUUUUGUAUUUGGCAUUUUGGUCUUGUUUAUUUCAAACCUCGUUUAAUUUAUCUCCAAUUCGUUAGAAAAUAACUACUUUUUCUACUACCUUGAUUUAGUCUUUCGAAGUGUCCUUAAACCACGCGUUGUACAUAAAACUUCAGUUUUGCUUCUUUUUUACUUCAAUGUUAUGGUAAUUUGUCAGAUUAUUUUAUAGUACCACCUCUGUGUUAUAUCUGGAUAAUAAAUAUCUUUGAUUACAUUCCUGAUCGAAACAUGACUUCAAAAACCUUAUAUGUUAACAUUUCUUUAUCGAUGUAUAAAAUAUCAUCUGAGACAUUUUAGCAUGCUUUUUUAGUUUUUGAUUGAAUUUUCAGAUGUGAAUUAAUAAAUAGAUCACUGAAGUACUCCGUAAUUUAGGAUAUAAAUUCUCUGAUAAACCCCUUGUAUGCUUCAGUGAUGAUAUUAACUGGUAACCAAUCUGUUUCUUGUCGACUGAACUUGUAUGAAGUGUUCGGUAGUUUAUACAGCAAUUGAAAAUAAUUUUAUCAUUAUUUUUACUCGUUUGUGAAAACUACAUGUCUAUUGUUACGAUUUAUAUGCGUCUGUAGUAUGCAAACUGUAAGGUAGGCGUCUAGUAUUUAUCAAAGUAUAAAAUAUUACAUUUGACAUGAAACUAAAAUUAUUUUCGUACUUCUUGACUGCAACUGAUUAAACAGACCACUUGUCUGUCCGAAAGAAGUUCUGAC
Schistosoma bovis is the source of this 3442-nucleotide messenger RNA. Lineage: Eukaryota; Metazoa; Platyhelminthes; Trematoda; Strigeidida; Schistosomatidae. The record is from the annotation of a GenBank genome assembly.